Molecule: messenger RNA, 1580 nt
Organism: Mya arenaria
Lineage: Eukaryota; Metazoa; Mollusca; Bivalvia; Myida; Myidae
Product: organic cation transporter-like protein
Exons: 12
Coding region: 129-1580 (483 amino acids)
Biological process (GO): transmembrane transport
Cellular component (GO): membrane
Molecular function (GO): transmembrane transporter activity
Source: RefSeq, a predicted model, not a curated record
AAGUAUUGUUGAUUGACCAGAAAGGAAUAAUUUAAGUAUUGUUGAUUGACCAGAAAGGAAUAACUUAAACGUUACGUUGGAAUAUAAAAGCAUUGCACUUUUCCUCGAUUUUAUAACAAUAAGUCGGCAUGGGUGGCAACGGGGAGCAGGUGGAGGUUGACCGGAUAUGGACGAGCCUUGGACCGUGGGGCCGCUACCAGAUCAAACAGUACAUCUCAUAUUGUCUCAUCUGUAUCUCCUGGGUCAUACACCAACUCACCAUUGUCUUUAUAGGUUACCGACCCAAUUUUCACUGCAAGGCGGGCCUGAACGACUCGCUGAUAGCGAACAAGACGGGAGCCAUCUUCGAAUAUGGGGAAUGCAAGGUAGAAAGAUACGAAAACACGAGUACUGGGAUGGUGAAAACCACGUCAGAAUGCCAGCACGGUUGGACGUAUGACAUACCAACCGACCAAUCCUUUGUCUCUGAGUGGGAUUUCGUAUGCGAGAAGGAGGAACUUGCGGAGAUGACUCAGCUACUACUCUUCGUCGGAAUGAUUAUUGGCACGUGCUUUUUCCCACAAUACCGUUUCGGCCGAAAGCCGGUAAUGGUAUUUAGUCAUAUAUGUCUGUUUGCAAUCGUUCUGGCGACGUCGUUCAGCCCCAACUACACGACAUUCGUCGUCCUACGCAUUCUUACCGGCGCCGUCACUCAGGGGGCGCUGUCGGGAACGACGUUGGCAUCGGAGACGUUUCCCAAGGAAUGCCGUCACCUGACGGAAGUGUUUGCACUGGUCGUAUGGACAAGCAGCAUCUGCAUAAUGUCUCCAAUUGCGUACGCGCUACGUAAUGUAUCGUGGCGCUACCUCCAGAUUACGUUCGCCCUGAUGAGCGCAUGGUCACUGUUACAGUGGUGGUUUCUUGACGAGUCCUUGCGGUGGCUUAUUGCCAACGGGAAGAUGGACCAGGCGCGUAAGAUCAUCAGGAAGGCGUGCAGGUACAACCGGAAGGAUUACCAUACAGUUCUAAAGGAUUCUGGACUGGACGAAGGCGGGGAUGAGCACGUGCGACUUAGCAAAGAUGGUGGCGCCCUGCAACUGGAUGCCAUAGCCGCUCCCACUCCGAUACCGGACGUGUUCGUGGAAAAAUACACUAUCUGUGAUAUGUUCAAGAACAAGAUGAUCCGAAAUGUCUCUUUUAUUAUAUGGUACACAUGGAUUGUUGACAGUCUGGUGUAUUACGGUCUUUACAUGAUAUCGUCAGAUUUGUACGGUGAUCGCUACAUCAACUUUUUCCUCAGCGCCCUCAUCGAGUACCCCGCCAGCGUGUUCGAGUACUUCGCACUAGUCAAAAUCGGACGGAAGUGGACAUGUGUGAUCUGCCAUAGCGUUGCCGCCAUUGCCCUCAUCGUUGCCACCGCCUUCCGAUACAGCGCAGGUGCAGAUAUUACAUCAGGCAUCGCUGUAUUCGGUGCAAAGGCAAAGGAGGACCUUGGUAUCAUGGAGAAGUAUGGAUGGUCCUACUGGAUGGCCGUAGGUGCUAAUGUCGGCGCAGCGGUGACCGCUUUAACCUACGGUUGCAUGGGAUGGAGUGGAGAUUAA